Molecule: messenger RNA, 4269 nt
Organism: Oryzias melastigma (Indian medaka)
Lineage: Eukaryota; Metazoa; Chordata; Actinopteri; Beloniformes; Adrianichthyidae
Gene: ccdc171
Product: coiled-coil domain containing 171
Exons: 25
Coding region: 466-3987 (1173 amino acids)
Source: RefSeq, a predicted model, not a curated record
UUGACCACUGCUCCAGAAUGACGUCACGUUCUACGUUUUCCCGCUUAGAGCUGGAUUGUACCAACCACAUGGGGGUGACAGAGUCCGAUGGGGCAUUUGAUUUAACAACUUCACAAAAAUUAUCCCAGCCUCACUCUCAGCUGCAGCUCCCUGCUCCCCAGAGGACUCGUCUACACCAAAAUGGAUCAAGACUAAUGGGAUUUUAACUUUACGCUUCCAUCAUUUGGUGUAAUAUAAUGUUUACUUUUAUCUUUGCACAAAUAAUGUGGGAUUUCUAGUUAAAUUUUUCAUACAAGUAUUCCAAAAAAACAAAAACAAUUCUUUUUUUUAUUAUUUAAACCCAAUAAAUAAAGUACAUAAAGCUGUUUUAAUUUGCUUCUCCUGCCAUUCUUCUCCAUACAAAUCCCUCUCAACUCUGCAUGGCUGUGAUUGGCCGGUUCCAGCCAAUCCCUGCUCCACCCGGAAAUGACACAUCGACGUCAAAAUGGCGUCAGAUUCAAACAGUCUCCGGAGAAUUUCUCCCGAGGUAUAAGAUCUGCCGAAGAGGACCCAAACCCGGAGAUGCCCCAGAAAGAUGAGCAGGCCGGAGACCGGGGCAGAAAAGAAAGGAGACACAAGGAUGAGGAGCGAGGAGGUGGGGCCAGGCAGCGGGGAGGGAGGAGGCCCGCCUCAGAGGGAGGUGAAGGGAGCGAGGAGACGAGGAGGCUGAGGUGGAGGAUCAACCAGCUGGAGAAGGAGAAGGUGACGCUGACGGCGAACCACAACCAGCAGGUGUGCGGCCUGCAGGCGGAGCUGGCCCGCCUCCGCUCCUCACUGGAGCGAGGCGAGGCCCAGAGGGCGGAGCUUCAGUUCCAGCUGACGGUGAGCCGCAGAGACGGGGAGCGGGCGGCGGAGCUGAGCAGAGACCGAGAGGCGCUCGCAGAGCGAGCGGAGCGGCUGCAGCAGACCGUGGAGGAGCUGCAGACGGCUCUGCACAUCACCCGGCGGGCCAGGGACGAGGACCAGCAUGCUUUGCAGCUGGAGCUGGAGGAGCGCGACCGAUUGGUCCAGAGCCUGGGCUCUGAGAGCCAGAGGCUGCACCACCUGCUGCAGGAGCAGAAGGAGGCGCUGCAGGAGUCUGAGAGGAGGAUAACGGAGGUGGAGAGACAGAGGCAGAGGGAGGUGGAGGUGACGGAGCGACAGGCGGAGGAGCUGAAGUUCCUGGUGGGGAGAGAGGAGAGGAUCCAGCGGGAGAAGGAGGAGUCCGAUCAGAGGGUGAAGGCUCUGGAGGCGGGGCUGGAGGCGGAGCGAGCGGCUCACCUGGAGUCCAAGUUCAGCUGUGAGGUCAUGCAGCUGCGGCUGCGCGACCUGGAGGCGGCGCUGGCGGUGGAGCGGUCCGGCCUGCAGGAGGCGCAGCGCUGCGCGGAGCUGCUGCGAGCUCAGCUCGGCGAGGCGGAGCGAGCCCACAGCCUGCAGACGGAGAGGAGCGGCAGCACGGAGCGCGCUCUGCAGCGGUUACAGGACCAAUGGCAGCAGAGCACGGUCGCUCUGACUGUCGCCAUGGAGACGGAGACGGCCACCAGGCGGGAGCUGGAGGCGGAGCAAAGGAAACUCGCCGACGCACAGGCUCUGCUGGAGCAGGCGGUUCGUCGUCAGUCUGAAGCAGAGGAGGCCUUCACCACAUUCAUGAAGCAGAUCACCGACGUCCUGCACCAGCACAGGAGCACAGCAGAGCACGCAGCACAACCUGCAAAGGAUGAUGGGAAACUGAGUCCCGCUGAGCUCCUGCAGCUGCUGGAGAGCAGCUUCUGCAGCUUCCAGCACGGCAUGGACGAGGCCCACCAGCAGGUCCAGGACCUCCUGCAGGCUGCUGGGAGGCUCCAGCAGGAGAAGGAGGAUCUGCAGCUGCUGACCUCCAACCAGAAGAAGCACCUUGAUGAGUACCAGCAGCUGUGUGCGCAGCUGCAGGAGGAGGUGACCCGUUUGCGCCAGCAGAGCUCUGAUUGGUCGAUGCAGCUGCAGGGCCUGCAGGAGGAGCUGCAGAGGGAGGAGGACAGAGGAGCAGAGAUGAAGCAGACCGUUGAAGGCCACCAGCAGGAGUCGGCGGAGCGGCUGUCCUUCCUGCACCGUCUGUACCAGCGCCUGCUGGCGGGCCAGGUCCUGCUCGACCAGCCCCAGAGCAUUCUGGGAGACUUCACCUGGGAGGAGCUGUGCGGUGUGAUCAGCGAGCAGGCGGAGCAGCUGACCUCUGACCUGCAGGAGGCCAACCGUCAGACGGCGCAGCUGCAGACUCUGUGUGAGCAGAGGAGCCUGCGUCUGCGCGAUCUGCAGCGCAGCCAGGAGACCACGCUGACGCAGCUGGAGGAGAGGGUGAGGAGGAGGGAGGAGGCCUGGAGGAGACGACACACGCAGACGCAGAGCAAGCUGCAGCUGUGUCGCUCUCAGUGCGUUGCUCUGCGGGACCACGCCUCCUCGCUGGAGCAGCGCUGCUCCUCGCUGACCUCCGACCUCUCUGGAGCCCAGAAGGAGCGCUCCUCCUCCCUCCUGGCCUGCGCCCUGCUCUCCGGGGCGCUGAGCCACGCCCACCGUCGGCUGAGCGCGCUGAGUCAGCAGAAGAGACUCCUCUGCAGGCGGCUGGAGGAGAAGGAGCAGCUGGAGGAGGAGGUGAGGAGGCUGGCUGAGGCUCUGGGAGGAGAGAACGAGGAGCAAGACAAAGGAGGAAGGACAGCUUUGAGGAGGUGGAGGAGGAGCAUGUGCGCCGUGUUGGUGGCGAGGAGGUGGAGCCUGCUGGCCAGAAAAACACAGGUGGUGUUUCGGGUGGAGAGGGGCGGAGCUACAGUCUGUGUGUGUGCUGACCCUGCUACGGCAGCCACCAAGGGUCAAGAUUCCUCACAAACAGACAGAGAUGGCGUCUGCGCUCGCUGGCUGCAGUCCCAGCAGCUGUCCUCCGCCGUCCUGGCGUCCAUGUCUGACCUGCGGGGGGCGCUGACGCUCUCCGGCUCCUCCCCUCCAGUCGUAAUCCCAGCAGCUCGUUCAGGUUUGUCCCGCCUCCUGGAUCAUCUCUUCAGCCAAUCAGCUCCCUCUGAUCUGGAACCGGAGCAGAACUCGCUGAGCGACCGUCUGAGGCGACCGACGCCGACGCAGCCCGACCUGAAGGCUCUGGUGUCGACCCUGCAGCAACACUUCCUGCUCUUCAGCCAACGGCUGCACUCAGCUGAGGUGGAGAGGCGGAGCCUGCGGGUGGAAGUGGCCAAUCUGAAGAGAGGACUUCGGCGGGAGACGGAGGCGGCGGGAAAGACGGUGUCGGUGCAGCACUUCCACAGUGUGUGGGCGGAGCUCCGUCAGGCUCUCAGCAGAGAACAGGAAGCUCAGACUCUGAUCCAGGAACAGACCAAUCAGAUGAGGGCGCUGCAGCAGAGCUCACAGGAGCUGUCCGAGGCUCGGCGGGAGGUGAGUCGGAAAGAGCGCUCGCUGAGGAUUGUGGGUAAUCGUCUGUCUGAGGCUCAGAGGGAGAAGAGGCAGCUGGAGGAGCGUCUGCAGAGCGCCGAAGACGAGCGGACAGACGCCAGCAGACGUCUGGAAGGUUUGAUCCACUGGAUGAAGACGGCAGAGUCGCACUGCAAGCAGGUCAGAGAGAGCCUCAUCCAAUCACAGCACUCGCUUUCAGCUAAGCCCCGCCUCUUAGCACUGGAUGGAGCAGAGAGCAUCAUGGGAACUCGUGAGAGGAGCGUGUGCCAGAGCUUCCUGUCCGCAGUCUCCCAGCUCUGCCUCACCUGCAGCUCCAGGAUGGAGUGGUUGCAGCAGGAGGUGUCCGCCCACCGCAGUCACGUGACCGCCCUGCGCGGCGAGCUGCAGGACGCCUGCCUCAGAGACAGCCUGGCCUUCGUCCCUGUGUCUGUGUUUCAGGUGGGGGAGAAUCCAGAAACAUCAAACGUCUACGAUGUGGAGCAGCUUUCACCCAAACCGUCAUCAGAUUUCCCAAACAAGCCCCGCCCCCUCUCUCUAUAAAACCCUCCUUGAUGAAAACUACGAAUAAGAAAAUGAUACAGAAACGAACAGGACAGGUGAGACGUAGAGGGAGGAAACGAGCCGUAGCCAUGACAACGUAGAGAUCCUGGAAAUCAGUGUGAAGAACGGUGGAGAUCGGAAGACAUUGAACAGGUGUUUGUCUGUAACGGUGUGGCAGACUUUUUUAAAAACACUACUGCUUUGUUAUUUUAGGAAUGUAUUUAUUUUUUAUUCAGCAGAAACUUUUACUUUAUUAUAUUUAUGUGGAAAAAAGACAGAAAC